This is a messenger RNA of Mesoplodon densirostris (Blainville's beaked whale), 2291 nucleotides long. RefSeq names its product zinc finger protein 214 (gene ZNF214). Gene Ontology annotation, biological process: negative regulation of transcription by RNA polymerase II. The transcript has 5 exons. Bases 158 to 2116 code for a protein of 652 amino acids. Gene Ontology annotation, molecular function: DNA-binding transcription repressor activity, RNA polymerase II-specific; RNA polymerase II cis-regulatory region sequence-specific DNA binding. The record is from RefSeq and is a predicted model, not a curated record. NCBI's taxonomy places the organism in Eukaryota, Metazoa, Chordata, Mammalia, Artiodactyla, Ziphiidae.
CGCUCCGAAUGUCUACUCCGAGGCCUGGGGCUUCGGUUUUGGUCAAGCGAGGCUGCGGCCAUUGUUUAUUUAGACGGAGUAUUUGGGCCGGUCCCCGUCCCUCUCCAGAGGCUCCGGACCUGUGAUCAGCAAGGGAGGAUCAGGGUGGCAAAGACUCAUGCCCCCAUUUUACAGCUCAGCCUUCUCAACACUCCACCCUUCCCCCAAAAAGGAGCACAAAGGAGGAAGGAAUGGUCACUAUUUCCCUCACAGUCUGAUCCCAGAUUUCUUCUUCCUGGAAAGCCUGAUCUUCGACCAGAUGGCAGUAACAUUUGAAGAUGUGACUGUUAAUUUUACUUGGGAGGAGUGGAAAUUCUUGGAUUCUUCUCAAAAAAAGCUCUACAGAGAGGUCAUGUGGGAGAACUACACAAAUGUCACGUCAGUAGGAAACUGGAAAGAGAGCUACAGACUCCAAGAAGAAAGAUUCAGAUAUUUUGAACAUGAACAUCUUUCCUGCUGGCAAGGCUGGAGGAAUGCCAGCACUCAAAUAUAUGAUAGUCAAAACUAUGUGGAAAUGGUUCAAGGUAUAGAUUCCAGAGACCUAAAGCAGCAACACCUUUCUCACUGUCAAGAAUGGUUAAUACUCUUCACACAAGUACCAGGGUUUGGGAACUAUGAACUGACUUUUGAAGGCAAAAUUCCUAGGAACUUAAAAUAUAUGAAGUUUAUACCUUGUCAAUCCUUAGAAACAAAACACACUGAAGACAAUGGUAGAGAAAUCUGUGUGAGUGAUUCACGUGGCUUUCAAGGACAUGGAUACUAUGUUGGCAUAUCCAGGAAAAAUCUCUCUGUGGAAAGAGAACAGAAGCUCAUAGGUCAGCAUUCUUAUAUCCCAGGAGAGGAAGCCCUUCCAGAGUACAUUGGGGAGAUAUGCCAAAAUGACCUGCUGAAAGGCUCUGUGGAAGAGAAAUACUGUGGAUGUAAUAAAUGUAAAGAAAGUUAUUAUUGGAACUCACAAUGUGUUUACAAGAGAAAUCAACUUGGAGAAAAGUUCUAUCCGUGUUCCAUCAGCACAGCAUGCUUCACUCAGAGAUCAGACCUAUAUAGACAUCCAAGAAUCCACAUAGGUAAGAAGCUGUACAGAUGUAAUGAAGUUGCCAGUAACUUUAGUCAGAGCUUCGGUGUUCACUCUCAUCAGAGAGUCCAUCCAGGGGAGGUACCUUAUAUAUGUAAUGUGUGUAGUAAGAGCUUCAGUCAGAUCUCCAGUCUUCACUGUCAUCAAAGAGUCCACACAGAAGAGAAACUCUAUAGACUGCAGUGUAAUAAGGACCUCAGUAGAAAUUCAUUACUUCACAUUCACCAGAGACUUCACAUAGGAGAGAAGCCUUUUAAGUGUGAUCAGUGUGGUAAGAGUUUUAGUCGGAGUUCAGUACUUCAUGUUCAUCAGAGAGUCCACACAGGAGAAAAACCAUAUAAGUGUGAUGAGUGUGGUAAGGGCUUCAGUCAGAGUUCAAAUCUUCGAAUUCAUCAGUUAGUCCACACAGGAGAAAAGUCCUAUAAAUGUGAUGACUGUGGUAAGGGCUUUACCCAGCGCUCAAAUCUUCAAAUCCAUCAGAGGGUGCAUACAGGAGAGAAACCUUACAAAUGUGACAACUGUGGGAAGGACUUUAGUCACAGCUCAGAUCUUCGCAUUCAUCAGAGGGUCCAUACAGGGGAGAAGCCCUAUACUUGUCAUGAAUGUGGGAAGGGCUUCAGCAAGAGUUCCAAACUUCACACUCACCAAAGAGUACAUACUGGAGAGAAACCCUAUAAAUGUGAACAGUGUGGGAAGGGCUUCAGUCAGCGUUCACAUCUUCUCAUUCAUCAGAGAGUCCAUACAGGAGAAAAACCCUAUAAAUGUGAUGAUUGUGGAAAGGGCUUUAGUCACAGCUCAAAUCUUCACAUUCAUCAGAGGGUCCACACAGGAGAGAAGCCUUAUCAAUGUGCUAAGUGUGGUAAGGGUUUCAGCCAUAGCUCAGCUCUUCGAAUUCAUCAAAGAGUCCACAUGGGAGAAAAAAUUCAUAAAUGCCGUGAGUAUUAUAAGGGGUUCGAUCAGAAUUCACAUCUUCACAGUAAUCGCAGAAGAAAAACCUUAUAAUUCUGUUCAUUUAGUUAUAACAGCUUUAAUCAAAGCUUCACCUUAAGCCCAGUAAAUGCUGCUGGGAAGAAAAUUCUAUAAAUAACCCAAAUAAUCCCAAGCAACAUUUAUAGUUUCCCCUAAUUCCUACUAAGAAUCAUUUGCUUCAAGAGGAGAUCUUUAGGAUAUUUUAAAU